AUGGCUCCGAACCUCACCGCAGUUAUUGGGCAGUACCCGGUGCUCCAAGCUCUGGCCGCGCAGUUGUCAGCGCUCGAUCUGCUCAACCUCGCCCUGAGCUCCAAAGCCCAUCAUGACAUCAUCGCAGCCUCCGCGGCGAGAUUUCGUCGCUUGCGCGCGUCCUGUGUAUGUGAUGGCCAUGGGCUAAAACUUCGACAGGACCAAGAGGGACUGUACAGGGAGAGGGACUCACGGAAUACCGAUAAACCCAUCGAAGUCCACCUCUACGCUCUUCAGUGCGAUCCUUCCUCGGCACUGCCCUGCAUCAAAUGCGGUGUUAACAUCUGCGAGGAAUGCCGCCACUACUCGCGUGAAGCCCCAGACCCAACAUAUCCUGAGCGAAGGCCACACCUCAACUCGCCCUGGCAGCAUGAGAACGUUAUGGUUUUGUGCCCGCCUUGCGAUGAAAAGCAGGAGGCUGAGAUUGCGCGCCCGGAGAACUUCCCAGAAACCCCCCUCUGCAGCUGUGACGUUUAUACUAGAUGGAUUUGCCACCCGUGCAAAGUCAAAGAGCGGAAAUUCACUUCCAACUACUACAGAGAGUGCACUGUGCUCGAGGCGUAUUUUGAUUCGGACGACGAGCUCGGUCACGAUUUCCAAGGCCGCACUAAAGAAAUGGGCGACCACCAGCAUAGCCGCGCUGUCUACUGCCUUUGUGGCUCUGGCGUGCCCGACGAGAUGCGACCUCGCUGCACGUGGUGCAAGCGCCGCCACCUCCCGGAAUCUGAGUGGGGCCAAGAGUGGGAUGAGGUCGGCCGUAAGAUGCCAUGGUUUGAGAAUGUGCGCUACUAUUUUCUUCAAACCCCACUACUUGCCCUUGCACUGCUCUUAUCUAACUAUUCCCUAAAAGCAAUCCUGAUCAAGGAGAAGCGAUGCACGCUCUGGUCGUGCUACCGUAGCCAGCCCGGCUUCCACCAGGGCUUCUGCAGAGGGAACCCGGCCCGGACAGGCCCGGAAACGAUGGGAGUUGAUCACGGGUUAAUUCGGAAGUUUAGUAACCCCCUCCUCAACGGCCUCACGGCUGUUCCCAUGUGGGAUAAAGGAGGUGCCGAUGCCUUGAAAACUCUCCAAGCAAACACCAUGAACGACGCAGCGUACUCGGCCAGCGCCAUGGCGAUCUGCAAGGGCAACUUGGGCUCGGUGAGGGUCUGCAAUAAACUCCGCGCUGUCGGGGCGACGUCCCUGCUCCCCGUGCUCGGGGCCUGCUCGACCAGGGGCUGCGAGCCGUGGCUGCUCUACAAGGAUAUCUGCGGCGAGGACAUCCAGCGCCUCGUCUUCCUCCUCAUGGUCAUCCGCGAGGAGAGGGUCGCGGCCCGGGACGUGGUGGCCGCCGCCGACGAGCGCGACGCGGCGACGAUCGACGAGAUCCGCGCCACGAUCAGCGAUUUUAUCGCCCAGUGGUAUUACGCAUACAGGCCCCCCUCUGAGAGUUCCUAG
Messenger RNA from Gaeumannomyces tritici R3-111a-1, 1476 nucleotides. RefSeq lists its product as hypothetical. Bases 1 to 1476 code for a protein of 491 amino acids. NCBI's taxonomy places the organism in Eukaryota, Fungi, Ascomycota, Sordariomycetes, Magnaporthales, Magnaporthaceae. The transcript has 5 exons. The record is from RefSeq and is a predicted model, not a curated record.